Lentinula edodes (shiitake mushroom) is the source of this 2061-nucleotide messenger RNA. RefSeq lists its product as uncharacterized. The coding region runs from base 1 to 2061 and encodes 686 amino acids. Lineage: Eukaryota; Fungi; Basidiomycota; Agaricomycetes; Agaricales; Omphalotaceae. The transcript has 2 exons. The record is from RefSeq and is a predicted model, not a curated record.
AUGCGUUUCUUUAAUAUCACACACCGUCGGUGUAACACUGUCGUGGACAUCCUUCUCCUUCUCACGUUAAUAGCAACGACUACUUCAGCUCUUCCACUGCGUUUCAGACGAGACUCUGACUCGAGCAGUAAAUCCGUAGGCACCGUCCAAAACUACAUGCAGACCGCCUUGCAGACCUACCUCGCCGCCCAAAACGGUGUUUCCAACUUUCACGCCAUCUCUGAUGGAUGGAAGCCCAUCGACUUCGCUGGGACCGGCACCUCGCUCAAUGGGGAUGAGGCAGCGAACAGUAUAUUCUACAUUGCGGACCAGAUCCAAGGAGCGACGACGACGAUAUCGUAUAGCGGGAUGGUAAUUUCUUUCAUCCAGGACGUGAAUGUCGCUAUGAGCUUGAAUACGAGUGGAGCUAGCAAUCCGGAGGUUACUAAGGCCAUGCAGGCAUCUAGCAAAGCUUGUUACGCUGGAAUGGGUGCUACUACGACCACGGUGUCCAAAGAGUACGCUGAGCAGCAUUCUGGUCAAGCUCCAAAUAUUACCUCCCCGGAGUUCCUUCAGUUCGCUGCACAAGAUCCUGAAUAUACUCAGGCUAGCGCAAUUUGCCAGAGCGCAACGAACACUUACCAGUCUGCCCUUAGUCGAGCCGUCGGGGACGAUUUCUACAUUUUCUCUGGCGCAUUGAACAAUAUCGAGCAGCUCACGGCAUCCGUUACACUUAUUGAUGGACUCAACAUGGAGGUUUCGUCGGAGACUGCCGUUGCGGGUAAAGGGGCUGGAAAGUACAAGCCCUAUUAUGCCAUCCCUACAUUGAAUGGAACGAUGAGUGCAUGGCAAUCGAAUAGCAAUGGGUUCUCCUCGUCCCCUGCGUUCACCUGGAGCAGUUCUUCCACCACUGGCUCAUCCACGAAUACUACGACAUCUGGUGGAGGUGGGAUCGGCUUCAUCUGGGAAGAUUUCUCUGGCAGUGGUGCCGGGUCCAGUUCGUCUUCGAAAACCACUUCGAAUGUCUCCUCAGUAGGGAUGUCUGUAUCGUUCGGUCAGAUCAGCAUGUUUGGAGUCGAAUAUGGAUUGUGGAACACUCCUGAAGUCGCAGAGGCGCUGCAGAAUCCUCCGGAUGCUAUUACGAAGAAGGGUACGCCAGUAUUUCAAAAGUACUACGGAUCUGCAAGUAAGCCUGGACCAUUGGCUAGCUGGAAAGAUCAAGCGUUGGUUGUGUAUCAGCCCUCUUUCUCCGUAGAAUUCUCCUCCGCUGAUGAAGCAUCCUCGUUCCAUCAAUCUGCAGCCUCUGCAGGAGUGUGCAUCUUGUUCAUCUGUAUCGGAGGCAGCGGGAGCAAAACAACCAGCACGAUGAAUUAUUCUACUGGAAGCAAAUUCGUGACUUACAAUGAUACGACGAACCAAGCGUACCUAGUUGGGUUCACUCAAACGAACUUCUUUCCCAACCAAGGACCGCAGGAUGAUAGUAAUUGGCCCUCCUUGCUCGGGAAUAAUACUGACGCAACGUCUGCUACCUCCGACACCGAUUCAUCCUCUAAUUCGUCUGGUAAUUCGACGACGUCCGACGGCAAUUCUAUCGGAGAUUCUUCCUCGGAUACGGAUUCCUCUUCUACUUCCACAGGAGAUUCGACGAGUGAUACCGACUCUUCCUCGAGUACUGACUCUUCAUCUUCUAGCACUGAUGCAUCUUCGGUUGAUAAUGCUUCCACUACCAAGAAUAAUGGAACAUCCUUGGAUUCUUCAUCUUCUGCCGACUCCUCCUCUUCCAGCGAUACAUCAUCUUCCACUGAUGCCUCUCCUACGACUUCCACCAGUAACUCUCCUUCCGACUCUCCUCCAUCUUCAUCCAAAGAUCCAGGAUCAACAGGGAGUAAAGGGGAUUCUACAUCGUCUACGUCGUCAACUUCAGAUACUGCUUCUGCCAAUCCGACAAAGUCAAGCUCGGGUUCGGGAGAUGACAAUGAGUCUACUACGAGCGGUGCUAAACAAUCAACGAAGACGACUUCGGUGACCCAGUCGUCCGGAACACAAGCAACCCCUGUGGUCAAAGCUUCGAAAGCUACUUGA